Molecule: messenger RNA, 19933 nt
Organism: Chlamydomonas reinhardtii
Lineage: Eukaryota; Viridiplantae; Chlorophyta; Chlorophyceae; Chlamydomonadales; Chlamydomonadaceae
Exons: 52
Coding region: 112-19728 (6538 amino acids)
Biological process (GO): protein retention in Golgi apparatus; protein targeting to vacuole
Cellular component (GO): extrinsic component of membrane; membrane
Source: RefSeq, a predicted model, not a curated record
CCUAAUGGCGAAAGAAUUAACAUGCACUUGACUUGACAACCAUGAGGAAAGAACGAGGAAAGUUUUCGGGACCAUAGUGUUUCAUGUUGCUUCUGAUUGUUGGCUGCGAAAAUGUUUGAGUCCCAGGUUGCGUACUACCUGGAUCGAUACCUUGGCCAGUACCUGAAUGGUCUGGAUGCAGCGGCACUCCGAAUUUCGGUCUGGCGUGGCGAUGUCGAGCUCAGCAACCUUUCGCUGAAGCCGGAAGCGCUCGCGGACCUUGACUUGCCAGUGACAGUCAAGGCGGGCUUACUCGGAAAGCUCACGCUCAAGGUGCCAUGGAAGGCGUUGGGUCGGGAGCCGGUCGUCGUGGAGUUUGACCGCCUCUACAUCCUAGCCGGACCCAAGGAGCAGCAGAGCGCGCAGCCAUGCAAGAUGUCCGUGUCAGAGUACGAGGCGGAGACUGUGGCUGCGGAGUUGGAGGCCAAACGGCGCCGCGUGCUGGCGGCGGAGACGGCAUGGCUGCAGGAGCUGCAGGCCAAGCUGGCGCUCAAGGCGGCGCAGCUCAAGGGCCAGCUGCAGAAGCAGGCGGCGGCGGCCAAGUCCGAGGGCGGCGGGGGGCUGUUCAACCUGCAGGCGCUGAUGCACACGGUGCUGGGCAACCUGCAGCUGCGCCUCACCAAUGUGCAUAUCCGUUACGAGGACGGGCUGUCGCUGCCGGGCCAGCUGCUGGCGGCGGGCGUCACCCUGGAGCGUGUGUCGGCACACACGGUAGACGAGGCCGGCCGGGAGACCUUCGUCACGUCGGGGGUGCUUCAGCUGCUGCGCAAGGCGGUGGUGCUUCAGGAGCUGGGGGUGUACUUCGACGUGGGCCGCCCCUUCUUGGUGGCGCCCCGCGCCGACUGGUCCUCACUGGUCAUCUACGAGUGGGACGCGCUGUUCCUGCCCGCACGCCACGCCCCCGGCAGCUCUGUGCACCCGCACCACUUCCUGGUGAUGCCCAUCACGGGACUCAUGAACUACGUGCGCAGGAGCAGCAAGACGCUGGCGGCCUCCGCCAGUGCCGCGGGCGCCACCAGUGCCGCGGGGCCACUGCCCAAGCAGGAGGGCCGCAUUGCGCUGCGCUCCGUGAGCCUGGCGCUCAGCCGGCAGCAGUACGUGGGUAGCCGGGCGCUGCUGGAGACACUGGACCGCUACACGGCCAACAGCCCAUACAGGGCCAUCAGGCCAAAGGGCCGGCCGGCGGAGGGCGAGGCUGCACGUGUGUGGUGGCGCUACGCCUUCUUGGGGGUGCGCACGCAGCUGCGGGGCAGCCGGGUGGCCUGGACGCAGCUGCGCACCGCCUGCCUGCUGCGCAAGGCCUACGUGCCCGCAUACGUGCGCUGCCUCGAGGCGGCGUCAGCGGCGGCGGCCAAGGGCAGUGGUGGCAAGGGCCAGGGCGCCGGGCAGCCGGGUGCGCCCACUGCGGGUCUGGGCGGUGACGCGGCCAUUGCGGCUAUGGACGCGCAGCUGCCGGAGAGCACCAUCCUGCUGUUCAGGCGUAUGGCCCACGCUCAGCUGCAGCUGAAGCAGGAGAGGGGCGGCACCGGACUGCCCUCUCGCGGCGCCAGCACCACCUCGUCGUCCGCCUCACUGCUGCAGCAGCAGCCGGGGCAGCAGGCCGCUGCAGCGCCAGCUGGCGCACCUGCCGCAGCGCCCGCACAGGAUCGCACCUGGAUCGGCUGGUGGCGCGGCACCAACAAGGCUGCCGCAGCGGCGGCAGCAGCACCUGCCUCGCCCGGCGGUGCGCCCGCUUCGGGCUCGGUGUCGGGCGGGUCGGAGGUGGUGAUGGGCCCCAGCACCGCGACCCUCAGCCCGGAGGAGUGGGGCCGCCUGCAGGAGCUGCUGCAGCAGCAGGAGUUUGCAGACGACGACGACGACGACGCGGGCGGUGGUCGCGACGGGCCCUACACCCUGCGCACACUGCUGGAGGUGGCUGUGGAGCGGGCCUCCUUGGAGCUGAGGGGCGAGGUGGGGCAGGUGGGCGCAGUGCCCGGCACCGACCGGCCGCGGCCCAUCCUGCUGGCCUCCAUGCGGGGCCUGGGUGUGCGGGUGCUCAACUACCCCACCGCCCUGGCGCUCAACGUGCGGCUGGGCUGGGCGGGCGUGGAGGCGCCGCAGGGCAUGCUGCUGUGCACUGGCCAGCUGGGCGCGGCGGAGGGGCUGGGCAUGGGGCUAGGCGGAAGGGUGGCGGCUGGAGGCGGCGGCGAGGGAGGCGCUGUGUUCGGCGGUGUGGGCGGCGGGCUAGGUCGGUCCGGGCCGCCCACCCGCACCGCCACACCCGCUCUGCGAUCCAGCACUCCGGGUGGGUCGUUGAAGCCAGUGGCCUCCAGCGCCGCACUGCCCGCCACAGCACCAGCCGAGGCGGACGGGCGGGCUGCAGCCCAGCCGUCUGAGCCGCUGCCGUGUGCCUUCAUGCUGGACUUCAUGAGGCGGCCGCAGGACGGCUCUGCUGACGCGGUGGUGAGUGUGCGGCUGGCGCCCAGCUACGUCACCUACAACGGCGCGGCGCUGCGGGCGGUGGGCGCCUUCUUCAGCAGCAGCCAGCAACUGGGCAUCGGCACGCUGCAGGCCCAGGCCGCCGCCCGCGCCGCCCAGCUGCAGCGGCUGGCGGCCCUGCGGCUUAAGGCGCUGUCGGCCGAGCGGCCGCGGCUGGCGGUGGCGGUGGUGAUGCACGCGCCCAAGGUGGCGCUGCCGGACAGCAAGGGUCGCGCCACGCUGCUGCUGGACCUGGGCUGCUUCAGCCUCAGCUCCGCCACACCCGACAGCCAGGGCCUAGCUGCGGACGGCGAGGAGGCGGGUCUGUACGAGUGCUUCACGCUAGGGCUUGAGCGGCUGGAGGCGGGCCUGGUGGGGGGAGCCUUUGCAUGGCCCUCCACACAGCCGCCGCAGGAUGAAGACGGAGACGAUGGCGCCAGUGGCGACGGCGGUUUGGCUAGUGGUAUGACGGCUGCGGCCAUGACACGGUGGGGCCCCGCCGCUCGGGCGGUGCAGACGGGCGGGGCUGCCUCGGACGCGCUGUUCGGACCCAUACCGCAGAAGCCUUCGGCGGCAGCGGCGGCGGCGGCAGCAGCAGCACAGACUGCAAGCCGCGAGCAGCCGCAGGGUCUGGCUAUGGUUGCGGGCAUGACUGCCAAUGAGGAACAAGAGGCAGCGGCAGACGAUUCAGCGGCCGGGGCCGGCCGCACGGAGUCCCCACAGCCCCGCAAAACGGCCAGUCGGGCGAGCAGUGCGUGUGGCAGUAGCCAUGGAGGAGGGACGGAGGAGGAGGGCGAGGAGGGCGGUGCUGCGGUGCCCGGUGUAGCCGACAUGGGCCAUCACGGUGGUCUGGCGGACCUGUUGCGUCAGCUGGCGCUGCACCGGGCGGCGGCGGCGGCACUGCAGGGCAAGGGUUCCGCCGCCGCCGGCGCCUCUGACGAGCCUCCACCUGAGCUGGUGCCGCUGCUGUCCCGCUUCGGCGUGAUUGCGGCGCUGCAGGUGGCCACUGCGCCGCACCCCCGGCUGCCGGCUGUCCGCACCCGGCUGGAGGCCUCGCCGCUGGUGUUCCGCUUCAGCCCCUGGCGCUUCCACCGCCUCAUGGCCGUCAUCAACAGCCUGGUGGCCUCACUCAGUAGCGGCAGCAGUGGCGGGGGGACAGGCGGAGGCGCAGCCGACGGAGCGGCCGGCUGCAAAGAGGCCCUUCAGGUGCGGCUGCCGCUGUGGGUGACGGACGCCGAGUACACCGCCCCCGUACAGCUGCUGGUGUGGGAGGGGGUGGGCGGUCGGGUGGCCAAGUGGCAGCCCCGGCAGCUGGUGGUGUGGCGCGGCCGCGUGUACCUCAGCCGCAGCCCCGGCAGCGGCGUGGUGUCUGAGAGCCGCAGCUACUGGCGCGGCUGGCGGCUGGUGGAGCUGCCGCCCGAGGAGGUGGGCGGGGCCGAGUGUGCGGUGGCGAUGGUGCCGGAGGGCGUGCGGCGCGAGGCGGCGGCGGAGGCGCCUGAGGGCCUGGUGCUGCGGCUGUCUGAGGCGCGGCAAGUGGCUGAGCUGCGCCGCAAUAUGAUGCGGUCGGCGGCCCUGGUGGAGGCGGUGGCGGGAUACAUGGCCACGGACGCGCACAUUGAGUCGCCUGACUCACCCAACGCCACGACCGGCACAGCAGCAGGCAGUGGUGUGGGCGGCAGCGGCUCCGUGGGCGUGACUCGCGACCUGCUGGAUGAGCUGCUGGCGCACAGGGACGUGUUCCAGCUGUCCGGACGACUGCCCGCACUCACACUCAAGGUGUCAGGCAGGCCGCCCAGGGCAUGGAGGGCUGUUCGGCGGCUGGCGGCUGCGGAGCCGCUGUCAGCGGGUGGCACGGCAGCGGCUGCUGGCGGCACGUACGGCGAUGGCCCGGGGCCAGCUGCGGAGGUGCUGGGAAACAUGUAUGCACAGCAGCAGGGUCCCGAGUCACACGCUGGCACGGACGUGGAGGGCAGCGUCGCCGGGGCCCGCGGCCCGGUCGGCACCACCACCGGCACUGGCGGCGGCUCCACCUCAUCGCUCAGUGAGGCGGGGGUGCCCUCCGCGCCUGCGUCUGUGCUGUCAGCCUCGGCCAGGACCACCCGAUCCAGUCGCCUGGCGGGUGGGGGCCAGCUGCCGCCGCGUCCGCCGCCGUCAGUGGCCUGGGGGCCGGAGGGACCUGGCGACUCGGCGGCUGGGGGGCUGGCGGAGCCGGACGCGGACCCGGGGGAGGGCGGCGGCGAGGAGGGCGAUGAUGCUUUCGAGGACGCGGAUGACUACAUGGAUGAGGAGGACAGCUCGGAGGCAGAUGAGGAUGAGGAGGACGAACGAUUCAGCAGCGACGCCGCCAGCGGACAGCGGAGCCCGGGCCGGCGGGGCCACAGCACUGCCGUCGCCGCUCUGGAGGCCCUGCGGCACCUGUCUCUGGACCAGGAGACGCCGCUGCUGAGUGUGGCUCUGACUGAGGCUGACGUGGCGCUGCAGUACAGCGCCGACCGACUGGCGGUGGGGCUCACCAUGCAGGCACUGCGCAUGGAGGAUGAGCUCAUGGGCGCCGCACUGGGCCGCCAGUUCGCAGUCAUGGCGCUGUCCUCCUCAGGCCCGACCGCGCCGCCAGCAUCAGCUGGGGCCACCGCCCCUGGCGCUGACCCCGCCGGUGCUGACAUCCCCAGUGAGUCAGCGCACCCAUCCGCCAUUAACUGGCAGCCGGUGCCCAUCACCACCGCGGGCCAGGAUGCCAGUGCCGGUGCCGCCAGUGGCAGCGCUGGGCCUGCCGCUGUGGCGCCGCUGGCGCAGUUCAGCUUCAUCAGCAACUCCUCCAGCUCCGACCGCUACAAGGGUCUGGACUCGGAGCUGGGUCUGCAGCUGGCGGGUCUGACGCUCAUGUGCCACCGCCCCACCAUCGCCGCUCUCAUGGGGCUGGGCUCGGACAUGGGGUACGCCACCGCGCUGCUGUCCGCCGAGAGCGGCACGCAGCAGCAGGCCGGUGCCGCGCAGCUUGCCACAUCUCCUGCCCCUCCUGCUACGGCUGCUGGUGCUGCUGCUGGCAUCACCGCCCCGGCACAGGGCGCAGGUGCAGGUGCAGGUGCAGGCAACGACGGCCCUGUUCGUGCGGGCGGCGAUGGGCGCACGCUGCUGCGGCUGCACAUCAGCAUGUCCCGCCUGCAGCUGGUGAUGCCGUACGAGGUGCUCAGCGCCCACCAGCGGGUGGAGCCGGGGCUGACGCACCAGCAGGUGGUGCUGACGCCGCGGCAGUUCGCACAGGCGGCCAUGGACAAUUUUAGCUUGCGACUGGACGUGCGGCCGACCUCGCUGGAGCUGUCCACCAGCCUGGGCAACUUCACAGCGCAGUACGGCGCACUGGCGGAGGAGUCACCGUACAGGACCAUAUGCAGCCUGCGGCCGGGCAGCAGCGCGGGCUCGCUGAUUGAGGUGGUGUUCAGGAUGCACUCUGCCGCGGAGGCCGCCGCUGAGCCGCGUGUGCCGGCCGGCGCCGCCUACUCGUCCCUGGUGGCCCGGCUGAGUGCGGUGCAGGUGGUGUACAUGGGGCGCUUCCUGACCGAGCUGCUGGCUUACAUAAAUGGUCUGCUGUCCAUGCAGCCGCGGGCAAGGCCGCCCCUCAGCCCCGCCACACCACCGGCCCCAGCCGCCACUCCGGCCACACCUGCCCCCGCGGCGCCGGCGCCUGCACCUGGCGCCCCUGCCCCUGCCGCCAGCCCCUUCGUGCUGCUGAUGGACGUGCAGGCGGCGGCGCCCGUCAUCACCCUGCCCCAGAGCAGCUCCGCGGCGCAAUACCUCACCGCGGACCUGGGGCACCUGGUCCUGCGCAACACAGUGGGCUGGAGGCACUGCGGCGGCGCGGUGGCGAUGGCGGGAGCUGGCGCCGCGCCAGGCGUCUCCGUGCCCGCUGUGUCGGAUGCCACUGGCGCCGGUGUGCGGCCGCUACCCAUGGUGUCAGGUGGCGGCGCUCCACCCUCCGCUGGGGACGCCGUCGGCAGCAGCGACAGUGGCGGCAGUGGUGGCGGCUGGCGUGUGCUGAUGGACGAGAUGGUGGUGCGGCUGCGGGACAUGAGCCUGGUGGUGGGGGCGGGUGGUGGGGUGCCGCCCGGUCAGAACAUCAUUCGUGACGUGGGUCCGUCCGGCCUUGGGCUCACUCUGUACCGGCCACUGGCAAUCAGUGGCGGCGGCAGUGACGGUGGCAGUGGGGCUGGCAGCUCGGACCAGCCAGCUGGCAGCCGCCAGCCGCCCAUGCCGCCACUGCAUGCGGCGGUGAGCAUCCCCCGGCUGGGCGCCGUCAUCAGCGAGCUCGAGUACCGCCGGCUGCUGGCGGUGCUGUCAGGCAACUUCGCUGAGCCGCCAGUCAACGACCCCCGAGUGCUGGAGCUGCAGCAGCUGCUGGCCAGGAUUGCUGCGGCUGCCGCCGCGGCGCCACCCAGUUCACUAGCCCCGCCCGCCAGCAGCAGCUCGCCGGCUCCCCAACCCAGUGGUGCGGCACAGGCGCAGCAGCAGCCGCAUCCACCCAAGGCGGCGGCGGUCGGCAAGGCGGGCGCUGGCGGCUCAGGCUCAGCUGACGGCGCCUCCGCCGCGGCUACCCAGCACUCCAACAGUCUACCCCCCAGCCGGCGGCCUGUGUUCCUGGACUUCAACCGCUCCAUCCGCUCCGUGCUGGAGGCGCUGCAGGACACCUGCACAGUGGAGGCCACCGUGUCUCUGGGCAGCGCCCGCCUGACGCUGCUGGUAGAGGCGACGGACGGCAGCGGCCGGCUGCUGCCCCUGGCCUCCCUGGGCCUGGCAGACCUGUGGCUGGGCUACUAUGCUACCUCCCGCGGUGCCAUGUGCCUCAGCCUGGCGCUGCCCACGCUGCAGGUUGAGGACCUGCGGCCCUCUGUGGCGCCCGAGCUGCGGCUGGUGCUGUCCACUCGCUCCACGGCAGCGGCGGCGCUGGCGUCUGGCGGCGUGGUGUCCUCUGCGGCCCUGACUGUGCCGGCCAUCAGUGGCCUGGACGGCGCCGGCUCCAGCUCCAGCCAGCUGCCUCAGCCGAACCCCUCCCUUCUGACCCUGGAGUACCGCGCCGUGCCAGCCGGCGUGAUGCCGCCUCUGCCGCCCUCCGGCAGUCAGCAGGGAGCCACCAGCAGGGGUGCCGCGCCGCUCGGCGGUCCUGCUGCCUCGGCGCCAUCCGCUGCCUCUGGCCCGGUGGCCCGCAGCCCCGCCGCCACUGCGCUGCGGUUGCGGCUGCAGCGGCCCACCGUGGUGGUGGACUUCAACGGGCUGCUGCUGCGCCUGGUGAACUUCGUAGCCCCCAAUCCCGUGUUCCAGGGCCCGGCGCCGCGACCCUUUGAGACCCGCGACCUGCUGCUGUCGCCCUCCGCCCCCUACCUGGCACAAGGCCGGGACCUGUGGCUGUCGCCCGAGGUGCGGCUACUGGCGGACGCCCCGCCCGCAGCCUUCACAGGGCCACAGGGCGCAGCUGCCGGCAGCGCUCCGGACACUGGCUCCGGCGGCGCCCCCACCACCUACCCGGGCUUCAGCAGCGGCGGCAGCCACAUCCACGUGUAUGAUGGUGGCGGCGGGCGGCUGGUGCUGCCGCCCGCCCUGCCGCCCUCCGAGUUCCUGCCGCUCAUUGUGGUGGGCGCGGGCCGGGCGCUGCAGCUGCGCAAUGUGCGCAUCGUCAACUGCGCCUCGCUGCCGUCGGUGCUGCAGCUGGGCGCGGGGGCGCGGCUGGUGGCACGUGAGGAGGACGGCGUGAAGAUGCUGCUCGCGGCGCCGGAUGCAGACAAGGAGUACGCGGCAGUGCUGGCGGCGGUGGCGGCGGCGGCCGAAGCGGCAGCCGCGGCGUCCGCAGCGGCGACAGUGGCGGGUGGCACGGCAGCACAAGCAUCAGGAGGGACCAGCCUGACAGCGGGCGCCAGUGUGCCGUCACCAAUCUUCGAGGUGGCAGUGGAGGCGCUGGGCGCGGCAAUCCACAUGGUGGGCAGUGACGGCGCCGCUGACGGAGGCCUCGGCGGCCCGGGCUCGGCCGCCGGUGCAUCAGCAAGCCGCGGAGGUUCAGCUGCUGGCAGCUACAGCGCCACCCUGAGCGCUGCUCUAGGCCAGACUGUGGGCUCCGGUUCGUUGGCUGCAGGCUCAGGUGCAGCCGGCGCAAUGGAAGGUGCAGAUGGCACCAGCGCCGUGCCCAAGACGGUGCUCAACCGUAGCACUACUGACCUCGCAGCUGCCGCUGGCGAUACCGGUGACGGCGCUGGGGUGGGCAUGGGACUAGGAUCAGCGUUUGGAGGCGUGGGCGCUGCUGCGGCCACCGCGGCCAUCCUGUCCUCCCAGCGGCUGCGGCGGCGGCUGGUGCUCCAGCUGGAUGUGUCCGCCACCUACCGGGCCGGGGGCAGCGAGCAGGUGGCCGCGGCUCAGUUGCGCGGCCUCACCAUACGCACACUGACCACCUUUGGCGGGACUGAUGUGGGCGGCGGGCUUGUGCGUCCGGCGGCUGGUGUCACCAGGCCAAUGCCGCCCGCCUCCGCACCGCUGUCCAAGACCGACAGCUCGGCCGCCCACCUGCCCGACACGCCGUCAGGAUGCGCAGCACCGGGGCCCCAGCCCAGCUCGUCGCUCCGUGCGCCCCCGCUGCAGCCGCUGCACCAUCUGGAGCACCACCACCGGUCCGCCUCACUGAACACCACAUACGCCGGGCCGGUGCUGCCCACCCGGUCCACUGCCGCCUCCUACUCCGCCGGCGCCGUGGUGGCGUCCGUGUCGGCCAUGCUGCUGGAGCCCACGGACGUGUCCCUGCGCUUCUCCGCCACCGCCGCCUCCACCGACCUGUCCCUGGACUGUUCCAGCCUGUCUCUGCGGCUGUCGCCCGCCGGCCUGCACCUGCUGCUGCAGCUCAACGCCGGGGCCGCCACCCAGCUGGCGGUGGCGCGGCCAGACCAGCCGUUGGCGCGCUGCGACCGCUUCGAGCGCAUGUGGGGCAGCCACGACGCCGGCACCGGCACCGGCUCGGGCGGCGGGGCCACGCCGUUGCGUCUGGAGCUGGGAGUGGGCGGUGUGGACGCCAUGGCCUCGGAGCGCGGCGUGACGGUGUGGCGGCCGCAGCCCCCACUGGGCUAUGUAGCGCUGGGCGACGUGCUGGCGGCGGGCUCGCACCAGCCGCCAAACCAGGUUGCCACAGUAGCCAUAAACAGCGGCCUCAUAGCCUUCCCACUGGGGUUUACACGGGUGUGGGCAUCAGCGCCUGGGUACUCGUCUGCAGCCCCUGCAGCCCCUGCAGCCCCCUCCACGGCGCUCACCACCUCGGCCUCGGCCCCCAUGGCCUCCCACUUCUCCGCCGAUCUGGACACUCGGCUUGGGGCGGAACCGGACGUGUGCGUGUGGCGGCCGGUGCCGCCGCUCGGCUACGUGGCCCUGGGCUGUGUGGUAGGCUACGGGGCCUCGCCGCCUGCACUGGGCGUGGUGGGCUGUGUGGCUGCUGCGGCUGUAGUGGAGUCGCGGCUUGGCGAGCUCCUGCUGCUGGGCGAGGGCGGUGGCGGCAACUGGUGGCGGGUGCAGAACGCGGCUUGCACAUUCGAGGUGUCGGGGGCGCCUGAGGGCAUUGCUGGUGGCGGUGGUGGUGGCUACCUGCCCUCUGUGCCGGUCUACGACCUCCGCUCGCCACUGGGUGUGCCCCCGGCCGCCCUGGUGCCACUGCCUGGGCUGCUUCCCUUCCCCUUUCCCGGCCUCAUCGCCACCGACCACCUGGGCCGACUGGUGGGGAGUGGCGCUAGUGCGGGCAUCCCCACCGCCCUCAGCACGGUGCUGCUGCCGUCGCAAGGCAGUAUGCAACCAGCUGCAGGCGCAUCGGGCGGUAUGCCGAGGCCCGGCACCACCGCAUCUCCCCCGGUGGUGCCCCUGGGUCUGAUGCGUCAGGGCAGUGUGCCGCUGGGUGUGGUGACCGGCAGUGCGCCGCCGCUGUCCCUGCUGUGCCAGCAGCGCUACCUGAGGUCCAGGAGGUCCCAGAUUAGCCGCGCGGUGACCCAGGCCUCCCAGGUGCCGUGUGUGGAGUUCAAGAGGAUUUGGUGGGACAGGAACCUGGCGGGGGCGGGGCCGGCCGCGCCCUCACAGCCGCACAGCCACCUCAGCAUAUGGAGGCCCAGGCCGCCAGCGGGCUACGUGUACCUGGGCGACACGGCAGUCACCGGCAUCUACGCGCCGCCCACGUCGGUGGUGGUGCUGCGGGACAGCGACCCAGCGGCCGCACUCACAGAGGGCCGCCCGCCGCCACUGGCCCGCCCCAUCAACUACGUGCGGGUGUGGCAUGACGAACACCGUGAGCGCCUGGGCGAGGACACGUAUCUGGUGCUGUGGCGCCCGGUGCCGCCGGCAGGGUAUGUGCCGCUGGGGCUAGUGGCGCGAGUGGGACCGGCACCGCCCGAGCCAGGACUGCCCAUCCGCUGUGUACGGGCCGACCUGGUAGCUGCGGACGAGCUGCAGCGCGCCUCCCCCGACUGGUUCGUGCCGGCGCACAAGCAGCGCAUGCCGCUGUGCGGCUGGCUCACGGACCGCCGCACCGGCACCUUCACGGUGGUGGUGCCCACGCCAGGAGCCGGCGGCGGCGCGCCAGCUGCAGAGGGGGGCGGCCCCCGGGCAGCGGCUGCGGGCGGCGUGGGUGCCGGCGGUGUAGGCGCCAUGCUGCAGGUAUACCGCAUGAAGCUGGAUGCGGAUGACGAGGCGCCACAGCCGCCGCAUAGCACACCGUCGGGCCCCGGAUCCGGCAAGGCCCAGGCGUCAGCUUCAAGCGCGUCAGACUCGCCGUCAUUGCCGCCCGUUUCCACCAACCUGGAGCUGCGUCUGGGCCGGGCCGCAGUGACGGUACGCACGAGCCUGGGCCGCCCCCUGCUUGAGCUGGACGUGCGGGAGGCGCGGAUGGGGCUGUGCACACAGGGCCCAGACGUCAGCCGCGGGUUCGCCUUCCUCACCAUGUCCGCCUGGACGCACUCGCCCACCCUGGGCGUGUGGGAGCCGCUGCUAGAGCCCUGGCAGCUGUUGGCUCACGUGGAUGUGAACCGCGCCUCCCGGCCCCGCGGCGGUGUGGGACCGGGCACCUGGGUGCGCUUCACAUCCACACAGGGCUCGGUGCACGUGUCCCUGGCCGCCAGCGCAUUGCGCUCACUGCUGGACGCGCUGCCCGAAUGGAGCAGUCUGACGGGGCCGGAGGGCGUGGCCACGGUGCGGCGGCAGCUGGCAUUUGGUGAGGCACCAGCGAAUGCGCUGGGCGGCCAGGUGGGCAGCAGCGGCGCGGGCGGGCCUGCCCUGCAGCAGGGGCUGGUGACCAACGCACUGGGCUGCGAGGUGGCGCUGCUGACAGACCUCGGCGAUAGACAGGCUGUGUCGGAGCUGGCGCCGGAUGCUGAGGGAGUGCCGGUGCUGCUGGCGCCGCCGCCCGCCGCGUCUGCUGCCGCGGCUGCUGCUGCAGAGAGCCGCGCCACCAACCUGGCGCCUCCUCCAGUGCCCGCCAUCCGGCUGCUGGCUGAUGCGGUGGCCGCGAACGGGCUGUCGCCUGAGCUGAUGGCGGCAGGGGCUCUCAUGGUCCGCAUAAAGGUGAACGGCCCCGCGGCGGAGCUGAUGCCCGAGACCGCCUGGGGCCUGUACACCCGGGCGGUGGAGACGGCCCCGCCUCCACCCCUGCCCGCCCCGGCAGCGGAUGACCCCGAUGAUGCCACGUGUGACACGCCUCGCUCCUCAGCCGAACCCUCUUCGGCUGCCUCGGGAGUGGAGGUGGUGUGGAACGAGCGCUUUAUCCUCAAGCUACCUGUGGAGCUGAGUGAGCAGCUACUGUGCCCCGCGCCUGGAGACAACCAGUUUGCCGGUGUCCCGCUGCAGCUGGACGUGUCUCUGCUGGCAUGUGGCUCCGCGGGCGGGCCGCCCCGUGUGGUGGCUGCCGGCACCCUGCCGCUGCAGUCCGACUGGUUGACCAACGAGGUGGACAUCCUGCGCAACACGGCGGCUGCAGCAGUGGCAGCCGCCACAGCGGCCGGCAUGGCGGCCCCCCUGCUCAACGAGGGCGGGGUCAUCAACUCGGCCGCUGCUACCGGCGGCGCCACCGGCUCCGUGAAGCCACCCCAGCCCUCGUCCGUGAGCGAGACGCUGGAUGUGCCCCUGUACCUGGUCACUGUGCAGUCCGGCAGCAGCAGGCAGCCCCGCACGCAGCAGCUCCAGCAGCGGCAGGCGCUGGGCAAGGACCGGGGGCCGCAGGAGUCCAUGGCGCUCAAGCUGCGUCUCAGCCUGGACGUGCAGCAGGUGGACAGCAGUUGGGCGCCCUUCCUGUCCAAGUCAAGGCGAGGCCGGCCGGGUGCCGGGGGAAGCGCAGCGUCAGCAGCGCUCAGCGGGGCGGGUGGGGCCUCGUCUGCGGUUGCUGCGGCCGCUGCUGCGCGCGGUGGGCGACGGGCUAUCCGGCUGGCGGGUAGUGAUGUGUGGGUCCCGUUCAACCAGACAGGCGGCAUCAUCACGGCGGGUCCGGGUGGUGACACGCUUCAGGCAUCAAACACGGUGCCCAUCCGUGCUGGCCCCGGCCUGGUGCUAGAGCGCACCCCGGGCCCUGGCGGCCAGCCCCUGGAGCUGCUUCGCUCGCUGGCUGUCCUGCACAACUGCACCAGUGUGCCCCUGGAGGUGGCGCUGAUGGCGGGAGACCCCGAGGUGGCCAGCUGGAUGCUCCUGGCGGACACACCCGCGUCCACGUCAUCAGCCCCAGGCCGUGGAGCUACAGGCAGCAAGGGGUCCCGUGCCGGCCCGCCUGCAGCCGCCGCUCCUGCCCCACCGGCUGGCAGCCUGGCGCCCGUGGAUGAGGAGGUGUAUGAGAACCAGCGCUACAUGCCGCUCAGGGGCUGGGGCGCGGGCAACCUGCUGCCUACGGAGCGCAAGCGCUACAGCCGUGCCGGUCACAGCUACAGCACCUUCCCGCUGGUGCCGCUGCCGCCGGGUUGGGAAUGGGAGGGGCCGUGGCAGGCCGAGACAGCGGGCCAUGUGGACCGCGACGGCUGGUUCUAUGCCCUGGACUGGCCGCUGCUGAGGUACCCGCCCACGCCGGAGCAGGCGCGGCGCAAGGUGACCGACCUGGUGCGGCGGCGCCGCUGGUUGCGGCGACGACGCUGGGUGGGUCUGGCCGGCCGCGGCAGGCUGGACAGCGCUGCCCGGCGGCUGCUGGGCACUGUGCGCCCCGGUGAGCGGCUGCCGCUGCCGCUGGGCUGGGAGGCUGAGGGCGUGGAGCUGCAGGUCCGGCCGGUGCUGGAGCUGCCGGCGGAGCCCACUGAGCUGCAGCUGCCGCCGAGGAACCCGGCAAGCGCGGGGCCAACGGGCGGUGACACAGGCGGUGGCGGCGGUGGUGGCCACGACAUGACUGUUGCGGAGGUCAAGGCAGUGCACGAGUGGAGCUGCGGCCCCACGGGCCAGAGCGGCCUGCUCAUGACGUGCAUGGACGAGGGCGGCGCCCGCCUGCUGUGCUGCAGGACCACUGCGGUGCCGCAGCAGGGUGCGGAGGAUGGCGCCGGCCCGAUGCAGGCUGGGGCGGUAGGGCCAGCAGCUGCGGCAGCAGUGGCCGCGGCUGCAGCAGGCGGCGCUGCGUCCGCCAGUUCCGCUGCCAACAGUGCGUUUGCGGACCUGGCCACAAUGGCACCGCUGUCCGCGGACAUGGCUGUGGCUGCGGGGCAGCAGCAGGGCAGGCAGGGCGAGUUGGACCCGGGUCAAGCCGCCUGGCUGAGCGUGAGCCUGGAGUGCGAGGCGCUGGUGGCCACCCGGGCGGGCCUUACCGCGGCUGAGGGGGGCGCUGGUGCGCCAGGCGGCCUGGACACCCUGGUGGACUGGCGCCUGGUGGUGCGGCCGCCCCUCACACUGCACAACACACUGCCUGUGACAGGUCGCUACGUGGUGUGGGAGCGGCCGCGCACGGGUGGUCCGCUGCGUGUUCGGCAGCAGGGCCGUGUAGCUGCAGGUGCCACUGCGCCCGUCUACACCGCGGACAUGCGCAUGCAGGUGUUUCUGUCGUUUGCGCCUGACGGCUGCGAGUAUGGCGAGGCGGAGCCAGUGCUGCUGAGCGACGGCUUUAUGCGCAAUACGGCGGGGGUGGCAGCCGCGGCGCGACUGCCCGAUGGCUUCCGCUGCACCUACACGCAUUCUGCCUCCUUCACUCCGCUGCGUAUCAACCUUAUCCGCGACGUCGAUACCUCCGCCGCCUCGGGGCCCCUGGCCUCACUCAGCGUGGCUGCUCGCAACCCUGCCGCUGCGGCCGCCAACACAUCUGGCGGUGCGGCGCCGGCACCCGGCGAGGCCGUGGCCGGCGGCUACCCGCUGACUGUGUCGCUGCACGUGCCGCUGUGGUUCGUCAACGCCAGCCAGCUGCCGGUCAGCUGCGGCGUCAUGGCGCUGGCAGUGGAGCAGGAGGCAGGCGGGCCAGCACGGUCGGAGGACUCAGCCAUGGGUCUGCCGCGGUUUGGGCCAGCUGUCAACGACCAGGUCCUGCGCAUCAUCGACACCGAGGCCUUCCGCAACUCGCCCCGACCCAACGGCGCCGUGUCGGUGCUGCCGCGCUCACUGGAGCUGCUGUCCUACCCACCCGGACUGCCCAACAGCAUCAUCUACGGCCCGCCACCCAGCCAGGAGGCCGGCAACGCGGCUGUGCAAGUGGCCAUCCUGCUUUCCAUCAACGGCUCGCGCUGGACACAGCCCAUCUACUUGCCGCGACCUGGGGAGCAGGCGCAGCCGUCCAAGCGGGGUGUGGGUGGCGUGCUGCUGCCCAAUGACCGCAUGCUCAUCCGCGCGCUGGCCAAGGACGGCUGCAUUCACGAGGUGGCUCUGCGCCUGGAGCCCGCGCCGCUGUCCAUAGUGGCGGCCGGAGCAGGUCCCGGGGCAGCUGGGGGCGGGGGUGCGGGAAGUGCGGGCGCCACCCUGGUGCGGCUGGACCACCACCUGGUGCUGGCCAACAGCUGCGGCUACCCGCUGACACUGCUGCAGCCCGAUGCGGCGGCGGCGGAGCGGGACCGGGACCGGACACAGUCAAGCCAGUCGCGCGCCUACGGCGGUUCAGCGGCCGCGCAGCGCUCGGGAGCCGCUCCUGCACGCAAUAACACAGCGGCAACCGCAGUCGGGCUCACACCGGCCUUGACGCUGCAGCUACCUCCAGGUGCGCUGGGCAGUCCGGUGCACUGGGCCGCUGCCGCCGCUGGCCGCCGCAAGUUCUGUCUGGCGCUGCCUCUGGCUGGCGAGACGGCUGCGUCCGCCUCCGCCUACGGGCUGCCGGCCAGUGUGAUGUGGAGCGAGCCCAUCAAGGUGGACCUGCCCGGCGGCCAGGACACGCAGGUGGCCAUCCCGGUGUACUGCCUGGGUCCGGUGGGGCGCUACCACUCGGCGCACUCGUCCAGCCCAGCCGCGGGCGCCAUGGCGACCAUGGCCGCCCUGGCCAACAUGACGCCGCAGCAGCAAAGGGCGUUUGAGCUGCAGAGGGCGCACGUCGUGGCCAGGCAGAUGUUUGCAGGGCUGGUAGGCGGCGAAAGCACAGGCCACGGGAGUGGCAUGGACCGCGCCGGGAGUGCUGGCAAGGGCCCGCAGCCGCAGGGCAGCGGCGGCACGGGUAUGCUGCUGGGUCCGGGUGUGGGGCCUGGCCUGGCGCUGUUGUCGCAGGGCAGCGACAGGAAGGAUGCCAAGAAGGACCACGAGGAGCAGCAUGCCGCCGCCCGGGGCCCGUCACGGCCGGCCCUGGAGCCCAACCUGGUCCGGCUGGUCAAGAGCACUGACAUCGGCAGCGUGGAGUUUUUGGCUGUGCUGCUUAACGUGCGUGUGGUGAUCCGGGCGCCCGGUUGCCUGGUGCUCUGGGCGGCCUCACUGGGCGGCCUGCCGCAGCAGCUUAUCACCAACGCCUCGCCGCUGCCGCUCAUGUGGCGGCAGUCGCACCCGCGGGCAGCAUGGGCACGUGUGGAGCCCUACAGCGCUGUGUCGGUUUGCAGGGGCGUGCUGGGCGAUGGGUGGGGCUCGCCACCCGAGGUGGAGGUGCGCGACACCGAGCCCCAGAGCGAGAACAUGCUGCUUCUCACCUUUGACACCGCCUCGACUUCCACGACAAGCGCUGGCGGCCCGUCGGUGCGGGGCGCCGGCGUGACUGGUCCGCUAGGUGCCGGAGCCGCGGGUGACAGCGGUCGGGCGGUUCUGGCAGGCAUGCUGCGUGUUGGCGCCAACCACCGCGAGCUGCUGGCUCAGGUGGCGCCCGCACUGGAGCUGGUGCUCACCCCUGACGGCCUCAACAACCUGCCGGGAGGCGGAGCGGCAAACCAGGGGCUGGGCGCGUGCCGUCUUGAUGCAGCGCUGAGGAUCGCGCCGGCUCCGCCGCCCAUUGGCCCAGCGGGUGCCGGGCCCCGCGCUCCCACGUUCACAGGGCCUUACCUCACGCCAGCUGCCCUGGCCGGCGUGUCUCGCAACAACCGGGGCGCGGUUGCGGGCGCUGGUGCCGGCGGGGCAGCGGCUGCGGGUGGCGUGGGUCUAAACAGCAGUGUGCACCUUAGCCUGGAGGUGGGCAGCCUGGAGCUCAGCCUCAUAGAUGGGCGGCCGGAGGAGAUCGCGGUGCUCACGCUGGACGGGCUGGGUGUGGAGGUGUCCACGGGGCGGUCGGCUGGCUCGUACGACUUCUGGGAGCUGGGGCUCAAGGUGCGCGGCGUGCAGCUGGACGACCAAACGCCCGGCUCAGCCUACCCGGUGGUGCUACAGCCGCUGGACACAACCGCGGCGGCGGCGGCGGCGCGGGCGGGCAGCGGCGAGUGCAUGUUCGCGCUGUCCUAUUGCUGCCAGCCCGGUAAGAUGCGCUACGCUCUCAACUGCCCCAUCAUCGCCGCCCGCCUCCUGCCUCUGCGGGUGUCUCUGGCUGAGCCGCUGGUGUGGCGGCUGUAUGGGCUUGCGCUCAGCAUCGCACCGCCCGCGCCCGCUGCCACAGCCAGUGCAGUGCAGCCGCGCGGAGGCGGCCGACACCAGGUGUCGGCCAGUGACAUGCCGCUCGCCAUUGACCUGAUGUGGGUGGAGGACCUCAGCCUGCGCCUGUCCUUCCGCACCGACGCCUCCAGCCGCCCCCGCUGGGCCAGUGGCGGCUUCAUCCGCCUGGGUCUGGACCUGGCGCAGCUGGAGGACCUCGCGCUGGUGCUGCCGGGUAUCGAGCUGGAGCGCGUGAGGAUGCCGCGCUCCCUGCUGCUGCAGCAGGUCUUCACGCGGCUACAGGACCGCCUGUUCUCCAUCGUUCUGGCGGUCCUGCGCAAUUACGGAGUGGUGGGCGGCCUCAGCAAGGUGCUGGCCGUGUCGUCACAGGCAGCAGCGACACUUGCAGCGGACGGUGGGGGCAGCGGCUCGGCCCGUGGCGGCGCGGCCGGGGGUGCAGCUGGUGGUGGUGGGGGCGGUCCGGCCAGUGGCAGCGGCGAGGUCCGUAACCUAGGUUCCGGUGUGGUGGAGGGCGGCCGCGCCAUCGCCCGCGGGCUGCUGCAGGGUGCCAUGGGCAUCAUCACAAAGCCCGUGGAGGGCGCGGAGCAGGGUGGGGUGGCGGGCUUCUUCGAAGGACUCGCCAAGGGCAUCGUCGCUGCGCCUGUGAGCGUGGUCAGCGGCACUCUGGCUGCCGCAAGCAAGGUGACGGAGGGUGUGGACGCCACGACGCGGAAUUUACGGGGUGCUGCAGCCACGGCUGUGGGCGCCAAGAAGCUGGGUGCUGCACGCAAGCGACUGCAGCGUGCCUUCACAGGCGACAACAUCCUGCGCCCCUUCAACUUGCACCCAGCACUAGGCCAAGCGCUGCUCUACUCAGUCGCGGUGUGGCUGGGUGGCCCAAAACCCGGCGGGUCGGCCGCAGGCGGCAGAGCUACCGCUGCAGCACAGUUCGGUACUUCGCCUUCCAUGUCCGCAGGGAGCGGCCGUUCCAUGAUUGGUACCGCUAUCAGCUCCACCAUCAACAGCACCAUAGGCGCCCUGCCUGUGCACAGCCUGAUGAGCAUGAGCGGUCGCGCCAGCGGUCGGCCUGACCUCCGGCUGGACCGCUAUGAGGAGCACUGGGUGCUGCCGGGGUCCGUGGUGCUCAUGAUUACCGACCGGCGAGUGCUCGCCAUGCAGGCGCCGGAGUUUGUGGCACUGCAGUCAGCUGUCCUGUCCGGUGAGACCACCCAUGUGACGGACGUGCCUGUGGGCGACGCCAUGGUGUUGUGGCACCUGCCAUGGCCAGACAUGCUGUCUGCGGAGCUGGCGUGGCACAACAGGACGCCUUCCACAGCCGGCGCCAGCAACCCUGCAGGCAGCAGGUCGGCGGCUUCAGCAGCAGCAACCUCUGUCGCUGCAGCCAACCCGCCCGUGGGCGCUGGUGGCGGCUCUGUGGCGAUGCCGGCUGACGGGCUGCUGCUGCACCGCAAGUACAGGGCGGAGGACGAGCAGCUGCUGUACGAUGUGCGCUGCAGGCCCGGGACCUCCCAGGCGGCGGAGGUGCUCUCGCGCCUCCAGGAGGUGCGCUACCGCUGCUAUGUGCUGGCGCGGCAGCAGGAGCGCGGCUGGCGGGACAACCAGAGCAGUGUGGGCGUGUCGCCGGUGGCAGCAGCACUGGCGGCAACGGCGAGCGGGCACCCAAGCAGUGGCACUAGGACCACAGCUGCUAGCGGUGCGGGCGGCAGCAUCUUGCCAGACACCAUGAUCAGCCAGGAGUUCAAGCUGGUGUGGCGCUCCCCAAGCACCCGGCUGGCCAGCAGCCGCGCAGUGUCCUUCUGGCGGCCAGUGGGGCCUCCGGGCUAUACAAUGCUCGGGGACGUAGUGGUGUUGGGCCGCGACCCGCCACCGCGGCCUGUGCGCAUGUACAAGGACGCACCAGCUCUGGCUGCUGCUGCCGUGAAUGCCAGCGGCAGUGGUGAUGCGCCAGCCUCGGAGGGCCCCCGCUUGGCGCCUCCUGUAGGCUGGACCCUGGUGUUCCGCGACAGCUCGCAGCCACCGCUGACGCUGUGGCGACCGGUGGCCCCGCGCGGGUACGUGGAGAUGGGGUGCAUCGCCUGGCCGGAGAUUGAGGAGCCACCGCUGGGCCUGGUGCGCUGCUUACGGCGGGACCUUGCGGCUCCAGGGCGGGUCUUCGAGAGCGCAGUCUGGGGAGCUGCCAGCUCGGACAAUAGCUUCUGGCGUGCCAGUGUGUGGCAGGUGGAUGCGGCUGCAGGCACGUUUGUCGCGGUGAAGGGCGAUGCAAAGCCGGCACCCGCGCUGGUGAGGGAGGCGGUGUUCUAACUCGGUUGGGUGUGUACGUCAACUGCCGCGGCAGGUGCAAGCCUUGCUGCCCUGAUUGAUUGUCCGCCAUUGUCGCGAAUCGCUUGGAAACUGGCCAUGCAGCGUAAGUUGGUGCAUAUAAUUGUUGCAAGUCUUUUGCGUUUUGAUUAACACUUGUACCGGUGUAAAGCAACAAUGCAAACCUCGGUUGUAAUCCUGAUAUGAU